Messenger RNA from Hypoxylon fragiforme, 1908 nucleotides. Its product is annotated as FAD/NAD(P)-binding domain-containing protein. The record is from RefSeq and is a predicted model, not a curated record. Bases 82 to 1812 code for a protein of 576 amino acids. The transcript is spliced from 3 exons. Gene Ontology annotation, molecular function: NADH dehydrogenase activity. Lineage: Eukaryota; Fungi; Ascomycota; Sordariomycetes; Xylariales; Hypoxylaceae.
UUUGAUUGUCCUACAACCUUCAAUUUCUACACAUCUCCUCUCUACCGACCUGGUAAACCUCGUCGCCGGUUAAGACCCCUGAUGGCGUCAACAUCGAGGGCCUUGAGUAGGCUCACUGCUCGCCAGCUGUCUACCCGUACCAAUGCGCCGGCGAUCAGCUUCAGCCCGACGUCAUUCUCCCAGACUUUAAUCGCAAGAACACGGAAUACAGCAGUCGCAUUUCCUCGCCAAUUUGCGCGAUCCUAUUCUGACGCUCCUCCUCCUCCGCCCAAGAAGCCGCGCAGAAUUCGUACUACUUUGAAGUGGUUAUGGCGUGCUACUUAUCUCUCCGUUCUUGCCGGUGUCGGUGCUGUCAUCUAUGAUGGCUACACAGACCGUCAUCCAGAUGAUCAAUUCACUCCGGACCCGAGCAAGAAGACGUUGGUGAUUCUUGGUACUGGCUGGGGCUCAGUCGCUCUACUCAAGAAGCUUGACACAGCCAACUAUAAUGUCAUCGUUAUCUCGCCGCGAAACUACUUCCUCUUCACCCCUCUGCUACCGUCUUGUACCACUGGAAACAUUGAGCACCGCUCUAUCAUGGAACCCAUCCGCCAGAUCCUACGUCACAAGAAAGCUGCUGUCAAAUUCUACGAAGCUGAGGCUACACACAUUGAUGUUGAGAACAAGGUUGUCAAAAUUACCGACAACAGCGACAUCAAGGGUAAAGUUAGCGAGACCAAUGUUCCUUACGAUAUGAUUGUUAUUGGCGUCGGUGCUGAGAAUGCUACCUUCGGCAUCCCCGGUGUCCGCGAGAACAGCUGUUUCUUGAAGGAAAUCAAGGAUGCUCAGUCUAUCCGUACCAAGAUCAUGGAUUGUGUUGAAACUGCUGCAUUCAAGGACCAAGCGCCCGAAGAGGUCGACCGUCUUCUCCACAUGGUAGUUGUUGGUGGUGGCCCUACCGGUGUUGAGUUUGCCGGAGAGCUGCGAGACUUCUUCGAUGAGGAUAUCCAGAAGCUUAUUCCCGAUAUUGCUCCCCGCUUCAAGGUUACUCUAAUCGAGGCCCUACCCAACGUACUACCCAUGUUCAGCAAGCAGCUUAUUGAAUACACCGAGAGCACUUUCAAGGAGGAGCACAUUGACAUCAUGACUAAGACAAUGGUUAAAAGAGUGACCGAUAGGGCGGUCGAAGCCGAAAUCACUGGUCCCGAUGGCAAGAGGUCCCUGGUCACCAUCCCCUUCGGUCUCCUCGUAUGGGCUACCGGCAACACACUCCGCCCAGUGGUUAGAGACCUUAUGUCACAAAUCCCUGCUCAGAAGGAUUCAAGACGUGGCCUCGCUGUGAACGAGUACCUUGUCGUUCAAGGUACAAGGGACGUGUGGGCGGUUGGUGAUUGCGCGGUAGCUGGAUACGCACCCACCGCUCAGGUCGCCUCUCAAGAGGGUGCUUUCCUAGCAAGACUAUUCAACAACAUGGCUCUGACAGAGAAUCUGGAGGAGAAGGUCCGUGAUCUUAGCGCGGGCCUGAACCUUCAGCCCGGUGACACGGCAGCCAAGACGCAGGAGAUCGAAUCUCUCGAGAAGCAGCUACGUCGCAUCAGGGAUAUCAAGCCUUUCCACUACUCGCACCAAGGCAGUUUGGCCUAUAUUGGUAGCGAGAAGGCCGUUGCCGACGUAGCAUGGUUGAACGGCAAUGUCGCCAGUGGUGGCAAGCUGACCUAUCUCUUCUGGAGAAGCGCUUACUUGAGCAUGUGCUUUAGCCCACGCAACCGUGUUCUCGUCGCCCUUGAUUGGGUCAAGGCCAAGGUCUAUGGACGAGACGUCUCCCGAGAAUAGAUGCAUUCACUUUAUCCAGUAGCAUUAUUCGGAUAACGCUUCACCUCGUUCCAUUAGUCUCUCCUGGUUUUCAAAUCAGAGAUACGUAAACCUUUU